UUUAACAACUUUAAAAUCAAUGGUGAUGAGUUUGAUGCAUCUCCAGAGCUAUUUCAUCCACUGAAAGAGUUGAAAAUUCUAGAUCUGACAAACAACAGAGUCAAAUCUGUGGAAUUUCUGUCCAAUGCAAAUCUGAUCAGGUUGGAAGUGUUGAGGGUAAACCUGAAUGAGAUAAAAGUUGUGAAUGAGACAGUUUUUAGGGCUCUCCCUUCACUAAAAUACCUCGACUUAUCUGACAAUCCUUUUGCAUGUAACUGCUCAAACGCUGGGUUCAUAAGCUGGGCGAUCAGAAACAAACAAGUCCAAGUGGUCAAUGCUUAUCUGUACAGAUGUUCUUCUCCUCCGACUGAAGAAGGACACUUUCUGCUGGACUUUAAUGUGCAGCUGUGUUGGGAGUUCACUGGCUUCCUCUGCUUCAUCUCCACCUCUGCUUUGGUCCUUGUCACUCUUCUGUCCUCCUUCACCUAUCACUUUCUGCGCUGGCAGCUGGUCUACGGCUUCUACCUCCUUCUGGCAUUUCUCUACGACAGUAAAAAGAAGAGACAGGCCUGUCCUGACAUCUACGACGCGUUUGUGUCCUACAAUGUCCAUGAUGAGGACUGGGUUUAUGGAGAGCUACUCCCUGAACUGGAAGGGGUACAGGGAUGGAGGCUGUGUCUGCACCACCGCGACUUCCAGCCAGGGAAACCCAUCAUUGAGAACAUCACAGACGCCAUCUACAGCAGCAGGAAGACUCUGUGUGUGAUCAGCCGCCGCUACCUGCAGAGCGAGUGGUGCUCACGGGAGAUACAGAUGGCCAGUUACCGUCUGUUCGAUGAGCAGAAGGACGUGCUGAUCCUGUUGUUUCUGGAGGAGAUCUCGUCCAAUCAGCUGAGUCCCUUCUACCGCAUGAGGAAGCUGGUGAAGAGCCGCACGUAUCUGAGCUGGAGCCAGGCCCAGAGCCAUAAGGGCCUGUUCUGGGAGAAUGUACGCAGAGCGUUAGAGUGUGGCAACGAACCUACAGACAACCACAACCUUCUAACUGCUAACGUUUAUUAG
Messenger RNA from Periophthalmus magnuspinnatus, 1038 nucleotides. RefSeq names its product toll-like receptor 13. Gene Ontology annotation, cellular component: membrane. The record is from RefSeq and is a predicted model, not a curated record. Gene Ontology annotation, molecular function: transmembrane signaling receptor activity; protein binding. Gene Ontology annotation, biological process: immune response; inflammatory response; toll-like receptor signaling pathway. The transcript is spliced from 4 exons. The annotation marks the transcript as partial. Lineage: Eukaryota; Metazoa; Chordata; Actinopteri; Gobiiformes; Gobiidae.